Closterium sp. Yama58-4 is the source of this 1620-nucleotide messenger RNA. Lineage: Eukaryota; Viridiplantae; Streptophyta; Zygnematophyceae; Desmidiales; Closteriaceae. The record is from the annotation of a GenBank genome assembly.
AUGCUAGUUGCCCCUGAGGGAGACCCGGAUGCACCAGACAUCCCGACCCCGCGCUCUUACGCAGAGGCGAUAGCGGGUCCCUACUCCUCUCAGUGGCAGACAGCCAUGGACGCAGAGAUGGCUUCCUGGAAGUCCACAGGCACCUACGUCGACGCUGUUCCCCCACCAGGGGCGAACAUCGUCAGUGGCAUGUGGAUUUUCAGGGUGAAGCGACCGCCGGGUUCUCUGCCUGUCUUCAAGGCGCGUUACGUUGCUCGAGGCUUCAGCCAGCGUGAGGGAGUCGACUUCUUCCAGACCUUCUCCCCCACCCCGAAGAUGACCACUCUUCGGGUGCUGCUGCACAUAGCCGCUCAGCGUGACUACGAGCUUCACUCUCUUGACUUCAGCACUGCUUUCUUGCAGGGCAGUCUGCACGAGGAGAUCUGGCUGCGCCGCCCUCCUGGCUUCACUGGGUCGUUUCCUCCUGGUACCCAGUGGAGCCUCUGCCGGCCAGUCUACGGUCUCCGCCAGGCACCACGUGAGUGGCACGACACACUGAGGACGACACUUGCGGCACUUGGGUUCGCGCCUUCUACUGCUGACCCGUCGCUGUUUCUGCGCACAGACACUUCGUUGCCGCCGUUCUACAUCCUCGUGUACGUCGACGACUUGGUCUUUGCCACUGCUGACACUCAGGCUCUCGCCCACGUGAAGUCGGAGCUGCAGAAGAGACACACGUGCACAGACCUGGGUGAACUGACAAGCUACCUUGGCUUGCGGAUCACCCGGGACAGAGCACGCCGCACCAUUACCUUGACUCAGUCACACAUGGUGCAGCAGGUCCUUCAGCGCUUCGGCUUCACGUACUCCUCGCCUCAGUCCACUCCUCUGCCUACCGGUCACCCGCUCUCAGCUCUGCCUUCGGAUGAGUCCGUAGAGCCGAGUGGCCCGUAUCCAGAGCUUGUGGGCUGCCUCAUGUACCUGAUGACCUGCACUCGUCCUGACCUUGCAUACCCUCUUAGCAUCCUUGCACGCUAUGUCGCUCCUGGCCAUCACCGGAAGGAGCACAUGGAUGCUGCUAAGAGGGUGUUGCACUACUUGUGCAGUACGUCGGGCAUGGGGCUAGUGCUUGGAGGGCGAGACCGAGUUGUUCUCACUGGACACUCAGACGCUUCUUGGGCGGACGACCAGGCCACUCAGCGGUCGUCUCAGGGUUACACCUUCAGCCUUGGCUCCGGUUCAGUUUCUUGGCGUUCUACACGUUCUUCUUCAGUUCUCAGCUCCAGUUGUGAGGCUGAGAUCUACGCCACAGCCAUGGCGGUCGAGGAGCUACGCUGGCUCACCUACCUGCUGACCGACUUGGGAGAGCAGCCUCGUUCUCCUCCAGUGCUGUACGUCGACAACAAGGCUGCCAUUGCCUUGUGUGAGGAGCACAGACUGGAGCACAGAACAAAGCACAUCGCUCUGCGGUACUUUCUGGCUCGUGAGCUGCAGCAGCGUGGUCAGCUUUGUCUGCGUUACGUGGCCACUCAGGCCAACACUGCUGACGUGUUCACCAAGGCGCUUCAGCCUUGUGACCAUCAGCGCUUCUGUACUCUUCUAGGCCUUGUGCCUACUGGACCUCACUUGCUUACUUCUUGA